AUGGCGGAUGGCGGGCACCAGUGCAACCAACGCAGCUGCAAUGUCAUGCACAAGGCUGCAGGGUCAGCCCAAUGUCAGCCAUCAUCAGCCAAUAUUGCUUACUCACUUCGAGGCAGCAGCAUGAAGGCCAUGGGAGCAAACGGAACGGACGGCGCCCUUUUGGCUCAACUGGAAAAUGACGUCCAUGGUAUCAAAACGACAAAUGGAUCUUCUGCUCCGAAGCUGCUUAAGGCCACUGUGGUUGAUCAAUUCGAUCAUUGGGCAUCCAAGACUCCCAACUCGGUCACCGUCGAGUAG
Molecule: messenger RNA, 297 nt
Organism: Pyricularia grisea
Lineage: Eukaryota; Fungi; Ascomycota; Sordariomycetes; Magnaporthales; Pyriculariaceae
Exons: 2
Coding region: 1-297 (98 amino acids)
Source: RefSeq, a predicted model, not a curated record